UGGAGCUCGCGGGGACUUCAGGUCCGCCUGCCCGUGUCCUGAGGGUGACCAGCUUGAGAGCGCGCCGCGGGCGAGCCGCGCUGGAGUGCUGAAGUCUGCUCCUUUCUUCAUCGUUUUCUGUAGGAAAAGCAGUAGAGAUGCGAGUGGGCACGAGUUAACGGAAAGCUAGGAAUUGUAAUUUCUUUGCAGCAGAUGGUAAGGAUAUUAAGUAACUUGCCCGAGUCACACAGCUAGUAAGAGGCAGAGUAACUGUGGAAUUAAUGGAGCCAGAAGGACCCUCAGAAUCAGUGAGUUCAGAAAAAUCAGUAUUUUUUUCACCUCACGAAGAAGAUAAUCAAGAAUCAGAAUCAGAACCAGCAAGCACCGUGAACCCUCUCCUGCGGCCUGCUCUCACGGGGGAUGUCGAAGGUUUGCAGGAGAUCUUUGAGGACGCUGAGAAUCCGCAUCAUGAACACGCCAUGCAGCUAGUCUUGCAAGAAGACAUUGUCGGGAGAAAUUUGUUGUAUGCAGCUUGCAUGGCUGGGCAGAGUGGCAUCAUUAGAGCCUUGGCAAAAUAUGGCGUGAAUCUGAACGAGAAAACUGCCAGAGGGUACACACUCUUGCACUGUGCUGCAGCCUGGGGCCGUUUGGAAACUUUGAAAGCCCUGGUGGAACUGGAUGUCGAUAUAGAAGCUUUGAACUUCCGGGAAGAAAAAGCUCGCGAUGUUGCAGCUCGGUAUUCCCAGACUGAGUGUGUUGAAUUCCUGGACUGGGCAGAUGCAAGGCUGGCUCUGAAAAAAUAUAUUGCAAAGGCCACUUUGGCUGUUACUGACACUGAAAAGGGGCCAGGGAAGCUCUUUAAGGAAGAUAAGAACACCAUCCUUAAUGCAUGCCGUGCAAAAAAUGAGUGGCUGGAAACCCACACGGACACUUCUAUUAAUGAGCUCUUUGAACAGAGACAACAGUUAGAAGAUAUUGUGACUCCUAUCCUCACAAAAAUGGCUACACCCCGUCAAGUGAAAAGUGCCAAAUCUGUAACCUAAGCCUGGGUCAGAAGAAAAGUCAAGAUUAUACCUUCUAUUGAGCAUUCAUUUUGUACAAGGCCACAUUUUCUUUUAGUAUCUGUAAAAAUAAACCUUUUCAUGCCAGUAGAAAGCAAGACAAUAGAUGUGGGGUUUUAUAAAAAUGUACGGGUACAAAAUUCAGUUACCUCUGUUUUGUUCAGCAUGCUUAAAUCCAGACUCCGGACUUGCUUUUCCUCUAAGCACAACCGCUGUGAGUUCCAUGUACUCCUAGAGGAGAGCAGUUUAGUAAAAAGUCACUCAUAAAGAUCUUUAUGGAGACUUUGAAAACUACCUAGAGAAUCUAAUAAUUUUCUGUAUUAUUGAGGCAGGACAUUCCAUUCAACCAAUGAAGUUUAUUUUAAAAAGACACAUAUAUGUAGUCCCAGGGGAAAAAAAAUUGUUGUAUCUCAAAAGAAAAUCUAUGGAAUUACAUUCUGAAGUAAGGGUAUAUUAAAUUUUGUUUGGCUCAGGGUCCUCUGGUUAUAACUACUACUUUUUAUGUCCAAAGUCACCUUUAAGGUGGGAUACAGUCUCUGAGUAAAACCCUUGUUUAUCUUUGACUUCUUUGUAACUUUAACAAGCACAAAUCUGUAUAGUUUUACAUUUAGAAGAUUUCCCCUAUUCUGUGGGUCUCACUACAUAUAGAUAGAUAGACAGACAGAUAUCUGGACUCCAUACUUUCUAUGCUUCUGUCCCGUUUUAUCUUUCCUUGUUUUAAAAUGUCUUAGUUUAUUUCAUAUUGGUGAUUUGAAAAGCCCUUUUAUCAAGUUUAGUUCAUCAAAUCCCUGAACCUACUAUUGUGCUGUACUUUUUGGAGAAGUUUUAUAGAAAAGAAAAUGUUAGAUUUUAAAAUAUUACUCCUUGUUCUUAUGACUGUCCCUUCUUUGUGCUAGCCUGAAAGUGGGGUUGUCAUUAGAGGGAGGCAGAGAAAAGAAGCAAGCAAUGCAGUCAUUCCUUGUCCGUUGACAUUUUCUCCACUGCGGGUUUUGAUAUAACCCCGUCUCCCAGAUUUUUAAGUCUUGAAAUCGUUUUAAUGAAUAGGAAUUCUGCUUCCAAAUGUAUUAAAGCAAAGGAAUAGGGCAGUUAACUCUCAUCCCCUUCUCUGGUGGAUCUGGUGGGUGUUUUUGGAGUCGUCCCAAGAACAACUGGGUUUGCCAUGCUCUUCAGUUUGUUAUGAGAAGUCCACUGCUCUUCAGCACUGCAGUGAUUUAGGAAAAGACCAGGUGCCGUUUGUUGUUCAUGAGUCUUGGUCUUGAGCACAUUACUUUACAGGUGUGUGUUCUUGUUGCUUAGGGAGCGAUUCCCUGAUUGUAUUUCAAAGAUUCCUAAAUAAGACCAAGGCAUUUUUGGAGACCUUUAGUACAAAAUAAACCUCCUUCUCUUUCUUUAUCUCUGAACCCUUAUCCUGACAUUUUGAAAGCCUUCGAUACAGUUGCUAAUAGUAUAUUUUUAAAACUCCUUGUAUUGGCACACCUUUAUACCAGUCCUGAUUCUUCUACUUUCAUAUACACAGCUUCUCUCACUCCUUCACCAGUUACUCCACUUCAUCUUGUCCACAGCUGUGGGAACUUCUCAAAAUUCAGUCCUGACCCUUGGUGAAGCAAUCUUUAAUUCUCUACUCCAUGACCUUCCAUAUCUUCAAUAUUACAAAGAACUAAGCCUUUCUUCUUUGGGGCAUUCAUAGUGCUAAUAGCCUCAUAUUGCAUUCUAUUUAAUUGCUCACAUGUUGGUCAUUACAUAAUAAUUAUGAGCAUUUUGUAGAUAGGGAAUUUUUCUUACUCUUCCCUGUAUUCCAAGCGUCUGUAAGAUGUUAAGUUAGUAAAUUAUAGUUGAGUGACUCUCUUUUAGUACUAUCAUAGUCAUAGAACUCAGUAACUUUUCAUUCACUUACAGGACUCAUUCACCUUUAUAAAAAUGACUUCCUGCAUAUCUUGCUUGUGCCAGUGCACCAUUUCAACUCCAGUUCUUCCAGCAGAACUGCUGCACACACAACCAACAUUAGGACUCCGUGUCUAGUUUCUCUUCUGACCUUCUGUUUCCUAAGCCUUCAUAUUGAGUGCCACGUUGACUUUUCAGGCAUGUGAACCUCACAAUUAUUAAGGCAUUCCUGGCUCUCACUUUAAAGAUUCCUUUGAUGAGGAUCCUUACAUUUAUUUAUAUCUAUGGAUCUAUAACUUUAGGGUGUUUUGAGAGACAUACUACUUCUUUUUACCUUUUGUUGCAUUGAAUUAUAGGUAUAUUCAGAGGAGAGUUAAGAGGUAGCUGCAUGACUUUUUCUGAACAUCCAAGAGUAGUUACUAUUUAAAAGUAUAUAGUAGUAGAUUAAGAAUGCCUCCACAGUAUUUAAUAUAUAGUCAGUCAAAACCUAGACUCCAUGUUAUGAUAACUUGUAGACAGUGGUUCUUUAGACUUUUGUAAUUGAUUGAUCAGAGAAGCAUAAAGAAAAGGGAGAUGAUUGAAUUGAUGUGCUAAGUAACUACUAUCAUUAUAGUUUAAUAAAAGACAUUUUAGGGAGAGACAUUGUGGUGAAGUGUGUUGAGACACCACUUGGAACUCCUGAAUCCCAUAUUAGAGUACCAGUUUGAGUUCUGGGUACUCCACUUCUGAUCCAGCUUCCUGCUAGUGUGCCUGGGAAGACAACAGAUGAUGGUUAAUGUACUUGAGUCUGCCACACAUGUGGGAGACUUGUAUGGAGUUCCAGGCUCUGGCUUUGGUCUGGCCCAGCCCCAACUACUAUCAUAAUGUGAGGAGUAUACAGCAGACGGAAGAUUUCUCUGUUUCUCUGUCUCUGUCACUGUGCCUUUCAAAUAAAUACAUAAAUAUACAAAUCUUUUAAAAAGAUGCUUUAGCACCAGAAAAGAAGGGGGAGAUGUAAUCUCAAUGUAUGGCUGUAGUCUUUUAAUUGGAAACAUUAAGCUUUAUUAUGGACUUUUAUUUUUUUUUCUCAUUUUGCUAUGUAUAAUGGAACUUUAGUCUUGAAUUAGAACUGGUCUACCAACAAAACUUUAAGAACUACUGCUCCAGAUUAAGCUAAAGCAGGAAAACUGCUAUUUAGGUUCACAUUAUGCCCCACAUUGUAAAGGACUGACUGUUAUCCCAGCAUUCAAUAUAAUUUUUAUCUCCCAUCCCACAUGCUUUCCUUACAAUGUGCUCAGGACUUGCCUCACACAGAGAGGUGGAUCUCUGUUUUUGCUUCUUGAAUCUAGAUGGGCUUGUGACUAUACUGCAAGUGAUUCCAUGUUAUUUCCAAAGUUAGAUCACAAAAGGUGAUGGAACUUCUGCUUAGUCCUGUUGAGCUACCCACUCUUGGAAACCAGCCCAUGGAGAAACCCACAUGGAACAAACUGAGGCCUUAGCCCAUUGCCCUAGCUGAGCUCCAUGCCAUAUAAGUAGACCAUCUUAAAAAUGGAUCUCUCCCAGUCAAGUCACCCAUCUGAUGCCACAUGGGGUGCAGGUAAACCUUCUUUCCUGAGCUCUGCAAAAUUGCAGAUGUGUAAGUAAAAUAAAGGAUUGUUACUGUU
This is a messenger RNA of Lepus europaeus (European hare), 4564 nucleotides long. RefSeq names its product ankyrin repeat domain 45 (gene ANKRD45). The transcript is spliced from 7 exons. Lineage: Eukaryota; Metazoa; Chordata; Mammalia; Lagomorpha; Leporidae. The record is from RefSeq and is a predicted model, not a curated record. Gene Ontology annotation, molecular function: protein binding. The coding region runs from base 261 to 1022 and encodes 253 amino acids.